Nicotiana tabacum (common tobacco) is the source of this 1173-nucleotide messenger RNA. RefSeq lists its product as uncharacterized. Gene Ontology annotation, molecular function: translation initiation factor activity. Lineage: Eukaryota; Viridiplantae; Streptophyta; Magnoliopsida; Solanales; Solanaceae. Gene Ontology annotation, cellular component: eukaryotic translation initiation factor 3 complex; cytoplasm. The record is from RefSeq and is a predicted model, not a curated record.
UAACCCUAAACCGGACCAGAUUCUGUGUUGUUCUAACUUUUCUUCUUCCUAAAGCUCUUUAGCUACUCAUCCAUAACAAUAUCUUCCUCUUCGGUCACUUAUUUUCUGGCCGCAAUAUCAAACAGAUAUUCAAUCUGAUAUUGUUGGUGUGAUCAAAGAUAAUCAAAUAAACAUGGAGGAUUGGGAGGAUGAACAGAUUCCAGAUCUUCUCAAAAAGGAUCAACCAAGGAGUAAAUGGGAUGAUGAAGAUGCUGAAGAUAAUGAUAUAAAGGAAUCUUGGGAAGAUGAAGAUGAGACUACUCCGGUGCCUAAACCAGAACCGCCUGUUGAGAAGCCCUCCAAGAAGCCUACUGCAAAAUCUAGUGAAGAAAAAGGCAAGAAAGUAGCAGUUGAUAGAGACGAGGUACCUCUAGAUCCAGUAGCAGAAAAAUUACGUCAGCAAAGGCUUGUGGAAGAAGCUGAUUAUAGGUCCACUGCAGAACUGUUUGCUAAGAAAGGCGGCGAUGAUAAAACCCUUGAUAGUUUCAUUCCUAAAUCUGAGAGUGAUUUCUCGGAAUAUGCUGAGCUUAUUUCUCAUAAGCUGCGACCGUAUGAGAAAAGCUACCACUACAUUGGAUUGCUCAAGGAUGUUAUGAGACUGUCCAUGACUGCAUUGAAUGGGCAAGACGCUAACGAAGUUUCCAAGUCUGUUAAUGCAAUUUCUAACGAGAAGAUUAAAGAAGAAAAAGAAGCGAACACGAGCAAGAAGAAAACAGGUGCGAAAAAGAAGCAGCUACAAGUUGAUCGGGCAGAUGACGAUGCAGUAAUUAACGCUUAUGAUGGUUAUGAUGAUUAUGAUUUCAUGUGAUAGGAGAACAUAGCAAAUCGCUGAAUCAAAUUCAUUUAAGGCCUAUUUGUUUUAACAUUUCAAGUUUAGACAUGUAGAGGAUUUUGGAUAUACAAGUACAAAGAUGAGAAGGAUAACGCAGCCUGUAUUCAAUCCCAAUUCCGGAGGCUUAUUUAGUGUGCAAAAUUCAUCCUUUUAUUCUUUUUAUUAUCUAAGGAUAAUUAUAGACUUCCUCGGGUUUGUGGUUGUAAUAUGAAUAUUCCUUGUGAUUUGCGAUAUUACGCUCCACUCUAACAAUUAUUGAAGCCUGUUUUGGAUUUGGAUAAGAGGGUGUUUGGAUUGGCUUA